GGUCACUGCUAGUCACUUCCGGUCUCGCAUCCAGAACUUUCUCCUACAGCGCCUUGCCUGGGACUACAACUCCCAGGAUGCACCAGGUGGAGAAGCUGGCCAAUCAGGAAGCACAUUCCCCGUCAUUACUUUCGGCCCCGCCCCACCUGCAGUCAGAGGUUUUGUGAGAGUUGGCUGGCCAGUGGCUCUGAAGUGAGUGAUACAGGAUGAAUUUCUGGACUCAGGAGAAAGCAGAGAUGUUUAAGAAUAAUGUUACUGACCAUAAGCUAAACAUGGAAGCCAUAAUUAAAAACAUUAACAUGAUUUCUUUGGAGUUGAAGAAGAUGCAAGGACUCUGCAGCCAAGUCUUCACACCCAUUGCCUUUAUCACGUUAUCCCUGAUGGCCAGGCUGGAAUACAACCCAUCGAGCCUCCUAGACAUGGGUCAGAAUCACAUCGGGUCCCCUGACAGGAUUAUGCGCUUCCUCCAAGACCACUCUGCUGGAUGCCGCCUUCCAGGGCUGCGGCCUGUGUAAAGGAAGGGCUUCACCAAUGUGAUUUAACUCUGUAAAGUUGCGGGAGAGUAUGAACCCCCCAAAGAAUGUUACAGCAAGUUUCCAUAGAGGUAGGUAUGCAGAAUAGCAUAAACAACGAUUUGGGUACAUUUUACAACUGAAAUUCCUUACCUCUUUACCUCGGAGUCCAGUUCCCAACAAGUAAACUUGGCUUUCCUCUUGGUAACGGAUCUGGAUGUUGUAAACUUUAUCUUUGUACAACACCAUGAGGACAUACGGAUUGGUUAUUGUUUUUUUAGAGCUGUCUCUAACGAGAAAAGUGCCAUCCUAAAAGAAUAAAUUCUUAUUAUUACGUGAGCAAUACAUGGCAAUACUUCUGUUGCCUGUAAGAGCAGUAGACAAGACUCGAGAGAUCUGGAAACUUACCAGUUGCCAAGACAGUGAACAUUUAGUGCCCUGAACCGUUACAGCCCCAUGUGUCACAGAUUUCUUGGUUGUCAAGAGACAGCAAAGAUUGUAUCAGAGAAAUUUCCAAAUUCCAAAGAGACUUUUUGAAGUCUCUUGAUAAAAAAGUCGCUUUUUUUUUUUU
Panthera uncia (snow leopard) is the source of this 1083-nucleotide messenger RNA. It is a transcript of the gene CA1H5orf58, whose product is annotated as chromosome A1 C5orf58 homolog. The transcript has 5 exons. The record is from RefSeq and is a predicted model, not a curated record. Bases 207 to 515 code for a protein of 102 amino acids. NCBI's taxonomy places the organism in Eukaryota, Metazoa, Chordata, Mammalia, Carnivora, Felidae.